GGUAAUAUGAAAAUAUUUGAAAUUGAUGGGUGGCGUGUUAAAUUCUCUAAAUUUUUGCUUACACCAAAAUUUUUUUUUUCCUUUAUAAGGGUAAUACGGAUUUAAUAAUUUUUUAUUUGAUUGAGUUUAAACUAGUCCGGCCGUAAAGUUAUCAAUAUUACUCUUUCGCUAUGCAUAUUCAUCAGCUUCAAAACGACACAGUUUCCAAUUCCGUCAAUCACCGAAUUCCACCGCCAUUCUUACCGGAAGAACUCAUCAGAGAGAUCCUCUCGCGGCUUUCAGUGAAGUCGCUUCUUCAAUUUAAACGCGUUUGCAAAUUAUGGAAAACCCUAAUCUCCGAUUCCCAAUUCGCAAAGAGCCAUCUUCAAAUCUCACGCAUCACCACCCAACAAUUGGUCUUUUCCGUUAUAGAAGAACCGUACAAAAUCGCAUCUUUCUCUUUGGAGCCAUUAUUUGAAAACUCAUCAACCUCUGUUGAACCUGUUACCCUCCGCUCCAUGAAGAAUAACCAGAGAUGUAUUAUAGGUUCAUGCAAUGGUCUUCUAUGUGUUUUUAACAGCUCUCAAAAUACUGUCAAACUGUGGAACCCUUCUAUCAGGUUCAAAUCCAACAAAUCUCCACAAGCUGUUUCGCCUGAUUGGCAUAUCAUGCAUUAUGGUUUUGGAUAUGAUCAAGUUAAUGAAAAGUACAAGGUGUUAUUAGUUGCGCGAAAUAAGUAUAAUUUUACUCAAUCUUUGACCAAAACUUAUACCUUUGGUGAAAAUAUUUGGAAAACUAUUCCGAAUUUUUCUUUUAGGCCCACUAAGAGGAUAGGAAAAUUUGUGAAUGGCACACUUAGUUGGAUGGUAUAUAAAGGUGGCCCUAAUAUUUUUGAUCAAUUCAUGAAUAUUUUUUCUUUUGAUCUAGAGAAGGAGACUUACAGAGAAAUGUUACUACCUCAAAUUGACGGUGAUAAUGUGCACAUUCAUCGUACACUAUAUGUUUUGAGUGACUGUCUUUGUGUGUGGGAUGUUAACGGUGUUGUGUGGUCAAUGAAAGAGUAUGGUGUUGUUGAGUCAUGGACUAAAUUAUUGAUUAUUCCUUACAAGAAAAUCAUCCUCCAGAAUCAACUUUAUUAUGUUGAACCCUUGUUCAUUUCAGAUAAUAGUGUUCUUCUCAUGAGAACAAAGUUUUCUCAGUUUCACCUACUUAACUUGUUUCGUAAUAAUGCAAAUCGAACUUCUUUUGUUGAACCCUUGGUCAUUUCAGAAAAUGGUGGUGUUACGCUAAUACCAGAAUCGUCUUCCGAACUUGUGUUAUAUAAUUCAAAUAGUGGCUGCUUGGAUCCUUUGAUAACUAUAACUAGCACACUUGGGCUCGAUCUACAUAUUCAUUGUGAGAGUUUGGUAUCACUGCAAUGGUAAAUUACAUUUUUCAUCUUUUGUUCUUAUCUUUUUUUUUUUGUGGCAAUUAUGGUGCAACAGAAAAAUAUGUUUGAAUCAUGUCAUCUCUUGUUAUUUAUCAGAGAUGUCAAUGGUUGGAUGAAUGAUCACUGCCUUGUGGGAAUUCAGUUAAUGUUUGCAGGAAUCUUCUUUUUGUUCUAUUUCAUUUAGAAACUAUAUGUUUGUUAUGUUGUUACAAUCAUCUUUCACUUGC
Vicia villosa (hairy vetch) is the source of this 1635-nucleotide messenger RNA. RefSeq names its product F-box/kelch-repeat protein At3g23880-like. The transcript has a single exon. The coding region runs from base 171 to 1403 and encodes 410 amino acids. The record is from RefSeq and is a predicted model, not a curated record. Gene Ontology annotation, molecular function: protein binding. Lineage: Eukaryota; Viridiplantae; Streptophyta; Magnoliopsida; Fabales; Fabaceae.